AUGCCACAAAUGAACGGUCCAUGGUUUGACCACGUCUUGGAGUGGCGGGAGGCGGCCAACGCGGAUCCCGAGCACAUCAUGUUCUUGCACUACGAGGCCAUGCUGGCAGAGCCACAGGAGCACAUCCGGAAGAUCGCAGAGUUCGCUGGCAUCAAUUACACGCCGGAUAUCCUUGCUAAGGCGGACGCGGCUUCGUCUUUGUCGGCCAUGAAGCGAAACCCUAAGACGAACUUGUACCCCUCGAAGAAGCACCUGCGGAAGGGAGGAGCAGGGGGGUGGCGGGACUCAUUCACGGUGCGGGAGUCGGCGGCGUUUGACGAGGUCUAUAGGGAGCAGAUGGAAGGAUCCGGUCUUCGAAUGGACUUUGGGGAGGGAUUGGUCAUGUGA
This is a messenger RNA of Ectocarpus siliculosus, 387 nucleotides long. Lineage: Eukaryota; Phaeophyceae; Ectocarpales; Ectocarpaceae. The record is from the annotation of a GenBank genome assembly.